Molecule: messenger RNA, 2048 nt
Organism: Grammomys surdaster
Lineage: Eukaryota; Metazoa; Chordata; Mammalia; Rodentia; Muridae
Gene: Mad2l1
Product: mitotic arrest deficient 2 like 1
Exons: 6
Coding region: 103-720 (205 amino acids)
Biological process (GO): mitotic spindle assembly checkpoint signaling
Cellular component (GO): kinetochore; cytoplasm; nucleoplasm
Source: RefSeq, a predicted model, not a curated record
GGCUGCGUAGUUACUUUUGAACCGGGUGGCGGGGAAUAGCUGUAGACGCCAUUAGGGCGCCGACUGCGGUGAGGUUGAUAGUGUUCUCCGUUCGAUCUAGUGAUGGCACAGCAGCUCGCCCGGGAGCAAGGCAUCACCCUGCGUGGGAGCGCAGAAAUCGUGGCGGAGUUUUUUUCAUUUGGCAUCAACAGCAUUUUGUAUCAGCGUGGCAUUUAUCCGUCGGAAACAUUUACUCGAGUGCAGAAAUAUGGACUCACCUUGCUUGUAACUACUGACCCCGAGCUCAUAAAGUAUCUCAAUAAUGUGGUGGAGCAGCUAAAAGAGUGGCUGUACAAGUGCUCAGUUCAGAAACUGGUGGUGGUCAUCUCAAAUAUUGAAAGUGGUGAGGUCCUUGAAAGAUGGCAGUUUGAUAUUGAGUGUGACAAAACUGCAAAAGAGGAAGGUGUUCGUAGAGAAAAGUCCCAGAAAGCCAUACAGGAUGAAAUCCGUUCAGUGAUCAGACAGAUUACAGCUACUGUGACAUUUCUGCCACUGUUGGAAGUUUCUUGUUCAUUUGAUCUGCUGAUUUACACUGACAAAGAUUUGGUGGUACCUGAAAAGUGGGAGGAAUCGGGACCCCAGUUUAUUACCAAUUCAGAAGAAGUCCGUCUACGCUCAUUUACGACCACAAUCCACAAAGUGAAUAGUAUGGUGGCCUACAAAAUGCCUGUCAAUGACUGAAGAGACGGUGAAGAAAACCAAGAUCCAGUGUUAAUAAAUGUGUUUUAUUGUGCCAUUUCUUGGGUUCCUCCUGGACUUGGCAGAGUCAACAAGAGUAUUGCACAUUAUUAAGGGAAACAAUAGAUUUCGUUAGCAUUGUGGAAUGAAUUUCUUUAAAAAUGGUCAUUGUACAUAGAAAAACACCUGUUAAAAUGCUAAAUACUUCCCCUAACAAUUUAGCUAGACCAGGAUAUAAAGAGGCAUUUAAAUGUAAAUACAGCAGAAGGGAUCAAAGCUCUUUUUCUGAGAGUCAGUCAUGAUGCUGCCAAUCUGGAUCCAUUGAGAGGAGCAGGGAGGAUAACUUUACUGUUGAAAAGUUCUGUACUUUACUCUCAUUCCCAACUCAGGUUCAUUUGAUCUGCUGAUUUACACUGACAAAGAUUUGGUGGUACCUGAAAUGUGGGAAGAAUCGGGACCCCAGUUUCUUACCAGUUCUGAAGAAGUCAUCUAUGCUAUGCUCAUGGAAUGUUGGAAGAAUCAGGAGCCCAGAUUCUUACCAGUUCUGAAGAAGUCCAUCUACACUCAUUUAUGACUGCAAUCCACAAAGCGGCCUACAAAACCCUGUCAAAGACUGCAGAGAUGGUGCACAAACCAUCCCCUAUCACAUAAUACCUUCUGCUGUAUUUAUAUUUAAAUGCUUCUUUAUAUCUUGGUUAAGAUUCUUCCAAGCUAAAUCAUUAGGCAAAGUAUUUAGCUUUUUAACAGAAGUUUUUGUAUGUACAGUGACCAUUUUUGAAGGAAUUUAUUCCACAAUGGAUCUGUUGGUUCCCCUUAAUAAUGUGCAGCACUCUUGUUGAUUAUUCUAUGGUAAGUCCAGGAGGAACCCAGGAAAUGCAACAAUAAGACACAUUUCUCUUUAUAUAGACCCCAUAUUGAAAUACAUGCUAAUUAUUGAUUUUGGUGUAUAUAUCUUGAAUUCACAAAGUAGUUGUACUGUUUAAUUUCUGUAAUAAAGAAAUUAUUUUAAUGUUUUAUAAAAAUCAAGCUUUAAAUGACAGUGAUAAAAAAAUUAACCCUUGUGUUUUAAUUUGUGUUACAGUAUGUUUGAUAUUUAGUUUGGUGGUAAUACAGUCAGAUACUUCAAUGGAUUGAGUUCAUGGAUUGUGUUCAUUUUGAUUAUGUGAUGAGGAUGGUUUUGUGCACUGUAAAUUCAGAUGCUUCUUGCUGUGCCCAGAGAUCCAGUUGCAGUCCUGAUGCUGCCGUUGUCAUGUUAGUAGACCAGUAGCAUAGCCGAGUUAGAAUACAUGAGAACACUGCCCAGUUAUAGCUCAAGAAGCUUGUAAUAAAAA